UACGAACUUGUGACAUACCAUAGAAACCUGUGAAAAAGUUCUUCCGCGGUAGCCAAGACAUUCUUCGCGCGCUGGCGCAUUCAUUUAAAAGUGAAUGGUGGAAACUCUUCGAAUUCUCGAUGUGUCAGUUCUUCACGGACCGUGGUGAUAGACUAAAUCGACUGGAUUGGGAUCGCAGAAACCACGCGAACGACGAUUUUAUAAAGGGUUUUUCGAAAAUGAGAUACAAAAAAUUGAUGUGAAAUAUUCGUGAUUAAUUUAUAGUGGUGUAGUUCGGUUGAUUUUUUGUAGGAAGUAAAUAGAAAGGAGGAUAUUAUUUUAGAUAUGACUUCGAAUGGCCUCAGAAAUGACACUUACAGCGAUGAUAAUUUAUCAGACGACGAAAGUGCCCCCUUGACUGAAAAUAUCUACAGCGGGAGCACAAGGACUGUACAAGAAACGAAAGGAUGGGACGUAUUCAGGGAUCCUCCCAGAAAGGAAAUUUCUGGUUCUAUGGCCAAUCAGAAAUGUUUAGAAAUCUCAGUGAUAAUACUCAAAGCUGUAGCUUAUCUAGUGACUUUCAUCAUAGUUUUAGCUUCUGGUGUUAUAGCGAAAGGAACGCUUUUGUUCAUGGCGUCGCAACUUAGAGUAGAUAAAGUUUUAGAAUAUUGUAAUAAGGAUUUAGGGAGAGAAAAACAAUUCAUAGUUAAAUUACCGACACCAGAACGAGUGGUAUGGAUGUGGUGUCUGUUUUUCGCAUACUGCAUCCCCCAAUUAGGAGCCCUGUUUCGUUCUACGAGAAUGUGCUACUUCAAAUCGUCGAAAAAACCGCAGUUUUCGCACUUUUUAAUCAUUUUCAUUAUGGAAACGGCCCACACGAUCGGCGUAGCUAUCUUAGUUUUUCAUAUUUUACCGGAAAUAGACGUAGUUAAAGGAGCCAUGUUAACUAACUGCCUUUGCUUCGUACCUGCCGUUCUAGGUUUACUUUCUAGAAAUAACAAAGAAUCUCAAAGGUACCUCAAAGUAUUGAUAGAUCUCGUCGCGAUAUCUGCCCAAGCCACCGGGUUCAUCGUUUGGCCCAUAAUGGAAGGACGACCCGAUCUGUGGAUCAUACCGAUUGCCAUCUUUCUAGUAUCCAUGGGUUGGUGGGAGAAUUACAUUUCCAAAAACAGUCCGAUUCCUUUCAUAAAAAAAUUGGGCAAAAUCAGGGAGCAGUACGAUCAAACCAGAUAUUUCACUUACAUGUUUAUAUCGGUUUGGAAGAUUAUUUGUUUCUUCGUUACCAUAUUGUUCGUUAUACUGGCCAGAGAAGGAGAAAUUGGCUUCUUCUUCACGGAGUUUUCAGAAGGAUGGGGAGCUCACCCUAUCACUAUAUUAGAGAUCAAACCAGUACUGGGCGGUACUUCUUUACCGGAUAUAUCCGAGAUAAUACCAACCGGCGACGACACUGUGAUCCAAUCCAACGACAUGACCCCAAUCUACGUUUUGCUCAUCAACGUCUGCGCGUCAUAUUUAGCAUACAUUUUCGGAAAAUUCGCUUGCAAAAUCAUGAUACAAGGUUUUUCUUACGCGUUUCCGGUGAAUCUAACAAUACCGGUAUCCAUAUCUUUACUGAUAACGGCUUGCGGGUUACGGAACGGGGAUCCGUGCUUCUUCCACGAAACCAUCCCCGAUUAUUUGUUCUUCGAAUCGCCCCCGGCGGUGUUCCUCAACGAUUUCAUAUCCCACCAGCACGCUUGGGUGUGGUUGCUGUGGCUGCUGUCCCAAACUUGGGUCACCAUCCAUAUUUGGACCCCGAAAUGCGAACGUUUAGCCAGAACCGAAAAACUGCAAAUCGUUCCGAUGUACGACGGUUUCCUGAUCGAUCAAAGUUUGGGCUUGAAUCGACGUCGGGACGACGGAUCCGACGUCAAACCGGAAGAUCUCGAUGAAAUACAAAAGGAAAAAGCCGACGAAUACUACGAGACUAUUUCUAAUCACACGGACGGUUCGUCUCCGAAGAAUAUCAAAAAUUCCGAUCACAUAACGAGGAUUUACGCAUGCGCCACCAUGUGGCACGAAACCAAAGACGAAAUGAUGGAGUUUCUCAAGUCUAUACUCAGGCUAGACGAAGAUCAAUCCGCCAGAAGGGUUGCGCAGAAGUACUUGAGAGUCGUCGAUCCCGAUUAUUACGAAUUUGAAACUCAUAUUUUCUUCGACGAUGCUUUCGAAAUAUCUGAUCACAACGACGAUGAUACUCAAGUGAAUCGAUUCGUUAAACUGUUGAUAGCUACUAUCGACGAAGCCGCUUCCGACGUCCACCAGACGCACAUACGAGUCCGACCUCCGAAGAAGAUCCCCACUCCUUAUGGGGGUAGAUUGAUUUGGCAGUUACCCGGGAAAACUAAGAUGAUAGCUCACUUGAAGGAUAAAAUGAAAAUCAGACACAGGAAGAGAUGGUCGCAGGUUAUGUAUAUGUACUACCUACUCGGACAUAGACUAAUGGAGCUGCCGAUAUCCGUAGAUAGAAAAGCUACAAUUGCAGAAAACACUUACCUACUAACCUUAGACGGUGACAUCGACUUCCAACCAUCGGCAGUACUACUUCUCAUAGAUUUAAUGAAGAAAAACAAAAAUUUAGGAGCCGCGUGCGGUCGUAUCCACCCAGUUGGAUCAGGACCGAUGGUGUGGUAUCAACUUUUCGAAUACGCCAUUGGGCAUUGGUUACAAAAAGCUACCGAGCACGUCAUAGGCUGCGUAUUAUGUAGUCCCGGUUGUUUCUCCCUUUUCCGAGGAAAAGCCCUGAUGGACGACAACGUCAUGAAGAAAUAUACGACAUGUUCGGGCGAAGCGAGACAUUACGUUCAAUACGAUCAAGGAGAGGAUCGCUGGCUCUGCACUUUAUUACUCCAAAGAGGAUAUAGAGUCGAAUAUUCGGCCGCUUCGGAUGCUUACACCCACGCCCCCGAAGGUUUCAACGAGUUCUUCAACCAACGUCGUCGAUGGGUACCGUCUACAAUAGCUAACAUCAUGGAUCUUCUAAUGGAUUAUAAAAAAACCAUCGAAGUCAAUGAUAAUAUAUCCAUGCCGUACAUCGGUUACCAGAUAUUGCUCAUGGGAGGUACCAUCUUGGGUCCCGGUACCAUAUUUCUUAUGUUGGUGGGGGCGUUCGUCGCUGCUUUCCAGAUAGAUAAUUGGACGAGUUUUUAUUACAACAUUUGGCCCAUUCUACUCUUCAUGUUUGUAUGUUUCACCUGCAAAUCGAAUAUACAGUUAAUCGUUGCUCAAAUUCUUUCGACUGGUUACGCCCUAAUCAUGAUGGCUGUGAUAGUUGGUACCGCUCUCCAAUUAAGAGAAGACGGCGUCGGUUCUCCUUCCGCCAUUUUCUUAAUAGCCAUGACGGGUUCGUUCAUGAUAGCCGCCAUUUUACAUCCGCAAGAAUUUUGGUGCAUCGUACCCGGUAUAAUUUAUCUAUUAUCGAUACCAUCUAUGUAUCUAUUAUUAAUCCUAUAUUCUAUUAUCAAUUUGAAUAACGUAUCUUGGGGUACAAGAGAAGUAGCCGUUAAAAAAACAAAAAAAGAAUUAGAAGAAGAAAGGAAACAAGCCGAGUUGGAGAAGAAGAAAGCGAAACAAAAAUCUUUAUUAGGGUUCCUUCAAAAUGGCGGCGUUAAUGAUGAUGAUGAAGGUAGCAUCGAAAUAUCUUUAGCCGGAUUGUUUAGAUGCAUGUUGUGCACUCAUAAAAAAUCCGGGGACGAAAAGGCGCAACUUAUGCACAUCGCGGAUUCGUUGGACGGUUUAGCUAAACGAUUGGACCAUAUAGAAAAGGUGGUUGAUCCGGCCGGUCACCGUUCGAGGAAACGGAGUAUGUCUUCUUCGUCUCGGCACGGCGAUCAUCUUAAACCGGUUAACGAAGAAGAGGAAGAAUCUUCGGACGAAUCAGAUGAUGAUACGGCGUCUAUUACACCGAAAAAUAAGCGAGACGAUUUGUUGAAUCCUUAUUGGAUCGAAGAUCCGGAUGUACUGAAGGGUGAAGUGGAAUAUUUGAGUAGCAACGAGUUGCAAUUUUGGAAAGAUCUGUUGGAAAAAUAUCUGUAUCCUAUAGAUGAGAAUAAGGAAGAGAAAGAAAGGAUAGCAAAAGACUUGAUAGAGCUACGCAACAAGUCGGUUUUUGCUUUCCUCAUGUUUAACGCUUUAUUCGUAUUAGGAGUGUUUCUACUCCAAUUGAAUAAGGAUCAAAUUCACGUUAAAUGGCCUUUAGGCGUUCGAACUAAUAUAACGUAUGUUGAGGAGACCUCAGAGGUCCAUAUAUCAAAAGAAUAUCUUCAACUGGAACCGAUCGGUCUUGUAUUCGUCUUCUUUUUCGCUUUAAUUUUGGUUAUACAAUUCGUAGCCAUGUUGUUCCAUAGAUUUGGGACUUUAGCCCAUAUUCUCGCAUCUACAGAACUCAACUGGACUUGUACGAAAAAGAAAGAAGAAAUGUCUCCUAACGCUCUUCUGGACAAACAAGCUGUGGAAAUCGUGAAACAACUACAACGUCUGCAAGGUAUCGAUGGGGACUACGAUAAUGAUUCCGGAUCCGGACCAGAUAGGAUCGGCAGAAGAAAAACUAUACACAAUUUAGAAAAAGCGGCUCAAAAGAAAAGACAAAUAGGCACUUUAGACGUUGCUUUCAAGAAGAGAUUCGCUAAACUCAACGCCAAUCCCGAAGGAGGUACGCCGGUGUUGAGUCGUCGAAUGACGAUGAGAAGGGAAACAAUGAAGGCACUGGAGGUUAGAGUAAACUCUGUGAUGGCGGAACGUAGAAAAUCCCACAUGCAAACUUUGGGCGCCAAAAACGAAUUCAAUGGAACCAACAACAAUAUCAGAACGCACAGGAGCAGUGUUGCCAGCAGUAUUCCCGCGAAAGAAGUUUUCGAAAACGGUCACGUUAAUCAGGCGUUCGAAGAGGAAAUUUAUGGUAGUAGAAACUCUUUACCGAUGCAUACUAGAGGUAACACUGUUAGUUGGAUGGGGAGUAAUAGUCGAAUGUAAAAUUUAGUUGGAUCAAAAUAUUGUUAUACAAAAUGUUCCAGUGUUCAAUUUUAGGUCCUUUAGUUUUGUUUGAAACGAUGUUGUUUCAGUAUGUUUACUUUCUUAGUCUAUGGAUUGAUCAAUAAAUCAAGUUUUCCGUCCUAUAUUGCCAGAUUGGUUAGAAAUUAUUAUAAUCUGUGAUUUUGUUAUCAAAAACAUGAACACAAUUAAAUAAUCUUCCAUUGAAACAAUUCGUUUUUAAAUGAAAAUUAAAUCUAUGCAAAAUACUCAAUUUUACUUUGUGAAUACUCGACGAAACUCAAUUCUAAUAUUGAAAUUUUUGUUUUGUAAAUAAUUUUUUGUACAUACACCAUAAUUUAAUUAUUUUUCGUAAUAUUUUUUUAAAUAUUUCUCCUAAAAAUAAGACUUGCUAGCUCAACUUUUUUAGGCAUCAUUUUGAUUAUUUUUUUAUAAUUUAAGUUGUAUUUAUAUAUUUUUAUAUUAAUGUGAUAUAUAUGCAAUAUAAAAUUUGUAUGUAA
Diorhabda carinulata is the source of this 5507-nucleotide messenger RNA. RefSeq names its product chitin synthase chs-2 (gene kkv). Gene Ontology annotation, molecular function: chitin synthase activity. The transcript has 18 exons. NCBI's taxonomy places the organism in Eukaryota, Metazoa, Arthropoda, Insecta, Coleoptera, Chrysomelidae. Bases 325 to 4989 code for a protein of 1554 amino acids. Gene Ontology annotation, cellular component: cell septum; cell periphery. The record is from RefSeq and is a predicted model, not a curated record.